AUGGCGUCUGCAAAGCGUGGACCCUCUGUUUUGGUGACAGAUGCUCGCCAACGACCUUCACCACCCAGCGCGCCCCGGCGCAUGGGUUCUACAGGUGGUCCCGGCCGCCUCUUGAAUGGACGCUCCUUCACCGUCGACAACGUCUUGCAGUACUCAUCAGAUAUUCCAUCCGGCUUACCCAGGCUGCCACCCGGCCAGCGGCCAACACGUGCUGCCCUCCGUCGUAGUAGCCAUGGCGCGGGACUGCCGAAUGCUUCUCUCCGAACUGGUCAACAGAUCGUGCCUUCUAGGACUACUAAGGUUAGCGAGAAGCUCGUUCUUCUCCCCGAAGCCCCCGACGACGAGGACGCGCUGGGCGAUGAAGAUCUGGAGCGGCGCGCCUCCAUCCUGCGUGCAUCCGAAGAUGACAACCGGCCAUUAAAGGACGAAGAGCUGGAUGUCUUGAGAAAGAGAGGAGGACUUCGUGGCAAAAGCUACGCCGAGCGUUUACCCAAGGUGCAGCGAGGCGAAAGGGUUUCCCGACUUACUGCCUAUUGUACAGCACAAGCCUACAAGAUGAAAGCGACAGCCGAGUUUUUGAAGAAAAAGCACGAAGCCAAGACGAAGCUCUACGACGAUUGUCUUUACACGGUUUAUCACCUGCCUCUGCUUCCUGGUGUAGAUGGUUACCGGCUACGGAGUCGACCUAUCUUGAAGACUCCAGGCACGGGAAAGACUGUGCUAGAUCUUGAAAUCGAACGCAGCGAGCGAAGAGACGAGCACGAGGGUUACUGGGAUGAAUACCCGUUCAAUAUGCACGGAUCAGCAGACAGCCCAAGCAAUGGGAGCACAUUACUACAGCAUGCUCACAGUGGCGUUGACGAGAUGGGUGCUCCCUCGUCAGACCAAGAUCAGAAGGCACUGGACCACCCUCCAAUCAGCCCCAUAAACCGCCUGGCACCAGAUGCUAAGCGGUUUGGCGAAAUGUUCGUCUUUUCGUAUGGCGUAGUAGUAUUUUGGAACUUCACAGAGCACCAGGAGAAGGAUAUCCUGGCAGAUUUAACAUUCGCCGAGAACGAGACGGGUGUUUCGCUUGCUACUCGCCCCCUUGAUCAGAACGACUUUGAGACUGAGGAGUUCCACUUCGAGUACAGCGCCGACGUGGAACGCCCUCGCGUUUUCAACGACAUGAUCACACUUCUUCCUCGGUCCGACCACAUGGUCAAGCUUACCAUCAGCCAUGCCAUUGCCCAAAGCACCAAACUCUGCUUCUUCGAGGAACGCAUGUCGGAGACGAUGGAAGGUGCUCAGGGCGUACCAAAGACCCUUGCGCUUACGGGUAAGCUGGAUAUGGAUAGGACCGAAGUUCUCAAGAUCCUAGGACAGCUCUUCAAGAGUCGUGUAGACAUCAAUCUUUCAUCGAACAUCCUCGAAAAGCCCAAUUUCUUCUGGGACUCGGAACCCACACUCGGCCCGUUAUACGAAGCCAUCAGAGACUACCUCGAGAUCGAAACCCGCACCAAGGUUCUCAACGAGCGUUGCCAGGUCUUCCUCGACUUGGCCAGCAUUCUGUCCGACCACGUGGCCGACGCAAAGAUGAGCUACAUCACCUGGAUCAUCAUUAUCCUUAUUGUCAUCAGUAUCAUGGUCACCGUCACGGAGGUGCUCCUGCGCUUUGCCAUUUUGUCGAACGAAAAAGCAAAGGAUGGCACCAAUGGCCUCAAAAAUGCGAUCGUCGGUGGUGGUGACUUGUUGACCGCUCAUAACCGGAUCGAUCUUCGGAGUCUGGAAACAAAACUGGCGAAUGCGAACCUUACUCUGGACGACCUGAGGCUGUGGAGCGCGGCCAUGAACGAGCAGGAGAAGAAGGCAAUUUGUGGUGCGGAGAUCGUGGGCACGACGUUCAAGGGAUUGUGA
Sordaria macrospora k-hell is the source of this 1896-nucleotide messenger RNA. RefSeq lists its product as uncharacterized. Lineage: Eukaryota; Fungi; Ascomycota; Sordariomycetes; Sordariales; Sordariaceae. The record is from RefSeq and is a predicted model, not a curated record.